Messenger RNA from Gadus macrocephalus (Pacific cod), 7170 nucleotides. RefSeq names its product mastermind-like transcriptional coactivator 1 (gene maml1). NCBI's taxonomy places the organism in Eukaryota, Metazoa, Chordata, Actinopteri, Gadiformes, Gadidae. Gene Ontology annotation, molecular function: transcription coactivator activity. The record is from RefSeq and is a predicted model, not a curated record. The transcript is spliced from 5 exons. Bases 1775 to 4975 code for a protein of 1066 amino acids. Gene Ontology annotation, cellular component: nucleoplasm; nuclear speck. Gene Ontology annotation, biological process: positive regulation of transcription of Notch receptor target; Notch signaling pathway.
AAAUUGUUGGUAUUAUGUUUAGCUGUUAAUUUGGGGACAAUCGGUUCAAGAAAAGUUUAUUAAAAGUUGAAAACGACGAAAUAUAAUAACAAUUCUGUACAGGUUAAAACUUUUCAGAAAUGACCAUUGUCAAGUUGUUUCAAAUACAAUUUAGAGAUCGAUCCAGUGUGGGAGCCAACUCAGGUAGAUCAUACGCUAUGAUCUGUCAUCUGAAUCUAUGCUGUGUAUUGCAAGCAAAUGAAUUGCAGAAAUGUAACCAACGUUCUAUAUUUUAUUGCCUGUGUUGUCGCUCACUAAUAAGGUGGGGACAGCGACAUGACUCCUGGAGGAGGUGGUAAAAAAAAAUAUUUGCCCCAAAAUGGCGCCGGAGACCUGCCUGUCCACUGGAAAACAAUAGAAACAGCACACAGAGAAAGAGUUUCAACGGCGGGUUUUCCACGGAUACUUUUCUUCUUUUUGUGGACAUCGGUGGUCUGAUUCAGACUUGGGUCGUGGGUUAUCGACGUGGACUAAAUUGUUAAAGAAAUAACUCUGAAGCCUGGGCAUCAUGCUUUGUCUAAACGCUGUCAAGCUGGCUAUUUAGCUAGCCCGGCUAAAGUUAUAGAUAUCCGUAGCUUGCAGUGCAUCGAGCCCGCUUAGCUGUUUAGCUUGCCCGGCUAGCCAGUCAUACGGGGGUAGCGGUUGGCUAGCUAGGCUACUUAGCUUGCAGUGCAGCUUAGCCCCGCUAGCCAUUGAUACACAGGGGUUAGCGAUACGCUAGCUAGUGACUGAGCUAGCCAGUUGUAGCUACUUGGAAGGAGGAUCAGCUGUUUGCAGUAGAACAGAUGCCAUAGAAACGCCUGACCAGAACAUUUGAUCCACAGUAAGUCGCGCUACCAUGGAGAGAGUUAGAUAGAGUAUUAUCAGCUCGGUUGUGUUUGAAAAGUUGACAUUUGUUGUUUGUGUAUUUUUGGUAUUUCUCGGUUAGUUUUAACCCUGUCAAGUUUGUGAUUGGAAGGAGCCAAUCAGUCUCCCGAGCUAGGGCUGGCUAACAAACAAGCUAACUAGCCUGGCUUGAUGUUUUAGCUAAUACUAUAGCAAAACAUAAACUUUAGGACAAGGGUCCAUACAUGGGUCACUUGACACGAUUCUUUAUCGUGGACGAGUCGGUGGUAGAAUCGGGUCAAAUUAUAUGGUGUAGCUUAAAAGGACUGAACUUUGUCGAUAUGUAAAAGUUCGGACUUUUUCCACACUCAGUCCCAACUUUGGAUUUUUAAGUGGAGGAAUGUGUUAGCAUAAUAGGCUAGCCUUGCGCCCAUUGAUUGGGUGGAAUAAUGGAACUGUAUUAAAUAAGUGCAUUGGAAAGUGGACUGAAAUAUUGGCCUGGGUUAGAUUGUUUGGAUACCUGUACAUUUGAUCGGUUGUACUAUGUCUGCGGGAUUUAGAUGUUUGUUGAGGGGGGUUUUGUAAAAGGCUCUGGGGUUGCACGGUGUCUGCAAACGGCACUCCAGAGAAGGGCUAUAGCUGCUCCUCAUAUAAGUUAUAAAAAAUGUGAUUCAUAGUAAUUGAUAUGUCAAAACGGGAGCUGGAAUUGCUCUAGCGAUUUGCAUUUUCCUUCGUGGCUGGUAACUUCUCUCGUGACUAAAGGCCAUUAGCAAGACAAAGGUUUACUCUAUGAAGCCAGCAGAAGAUUCUUUGUAAAGGGCGAGGGGGUGUAGACGCCCAUACUGAAAAGAGGCAAAUUCAGCAUUUUAUGCACGAAUCCUGAGCCGGGAGUUUUCAACAAUCUGUAUUGAUGAUGUCGGAUUAUGUUGCACCGCGGCACAGCGCGGUGAUGGAGCGCUUACGCCGGCGAAUCGAGCUCUUUCGGCGGCACCACAACGGCUGCGAGAACCGCUAUGAGAACACGGCGCUGGAGAGACUGGAGCUGGAACGACAGCAGACGUUCGCCCUGCACCAGCGAUGCCUGCAGACCAAGGCCAAGCGAUCGAAUAAGCACAGGCAGCCCCCGCAAAGCAGUGAGCAGGCGGUACAGAGGGGGCCGGGGACCGUGGGCAGCAACUCCGACCUGGGGGACGGUGGAACGCCAGGGGAGCAAAGCAGGAAUAGCACACUAAUAGCGCUGCAGGAAACGGUGAAGAGGAAGCUGGAAAGUGCUAGCUCGCCGCUGGGACGAGAGCACGCCAACGGCUUCAGCGAGGGCUUCCCCCCCACCAAGAAGGCCUGCCUGGACAACGGCGCGGCCAACGGCAGCCUGGCGCCGCGCUCUCCCCUCGACUCCAAGCUCAGGAUAGCCGACUCGCUGGUUUCCAAUGGCAACCGCGUCACGGGCGGCGACCCCGGCGACGGCGCCCGGGCGGCGGACCUCCACCUCCACCACCACCACCACCACCACCAGCACCGCCACCACCACGACUUCCGCCUGAAGGAGAUGAAGCAGGAGCCGGACGACAUCCUGCCCUGCAUGCUGCCCUCGGGAGGGGGCGCCACCAACAGCCUCUUCCCCGACCUCAACCUCAACGAGCAGGAGUGGACGGAGCUGAUGGACGAGCUGAACCGCUCGGUGCCCUACGAGGACAUCCAGGACAUCCUCAACGACGGCUUCGAGGACCGGAAGGACGCGCCCGACCUGCCCCCGGCCCGGCCCGGCCCCGGGGCCGGCGGCUGCGCGGCGGGGUCCUCGGGGGCCCCCGGCCAGCAGAACCCCGUCCUCAUGCACCCCGACCUCGCCAGCGUCAAGGCCGAGUUCUCCCCGGCGUCGGCCGCCUUCGAGCAGGACGCCUGCACGGGGCCCCCCCACGCCAGGCCCACCUCGUCGGGCCCGCCCCCGCGCCCCACCAGCUCGCCCGUGGCCUCCUCCCCCGCCCUCCCCCAGCAGGCCCCCCCCAGCAGACAGCUCCUCCCCCCCGGGGCCCAGGUCCCCAAAGACCUCUCCCCCGCCCAGCAGCUCCAGCAGCUGGCCGCCCAGCAGCAGAGAGUCCAGCACCUCCAGAACCAACUCCAGCAGAAGCAGCAUCAGCAUCAACAGCAGCAUCAGCAGCAGCAUCAACAACAGCAACAACAACAGCAUCAACAACAACAACAACAACAGCAUCAACAACAGCAGCAGCAUCAACAGCAGCAGCAGCAGCCCAAGUUCCACCCCCACCCCCCCUCAUGGCCCCAGUCAGCCAACCCUUCCCAGAGCCCACUAGGGGGCGCCUUUGGUAUGGACAAGCCUAGUAGCCCCUCGCUGUACCCCAACGACUUCAUCCCCACCGCGCCCAAGCAGCUGCUGAUGCCCGGGCAGCCCAACAAGGGCUCUCCCAAGGCGGGGGCGGGGGGCUACAUGCAGGGGGCCGGCGGCCACCCCAACAUGCUGACCCACCCGUCCUCCGGGGGCCCUCUCAGCCACCCCCCCACGGUCAGUGCCCAGGCCGCGGCAGCCAUGCUGAGCUACAGCAACACCAAGCCCCUGUCCCACUUUGAGGCGGCGGGCUCCGGGCCGCCUGGGCCCGGGGGCGCCCCCAACGCCCAGAACAAGGCGGCUCUGCUGACCUUCAUCAGACAGCAGCAGACCAAGCAGAAGGCCCCCUUCCGGCCUCACCUGCCCCACGCACAGCAGGACCAGAACACGUACCCCCCCGCUCCGCACGGCCCCGGCCCCACCAAUGCCAUGGCAACCCUCCAGGGAGGCAGCACCAUGGCAACGCCGACCGGCGGCAACGCCAUGACGGGUAACCACGGCAACGCAUCCUACCUGAGCAACCAGGCUGCAGUGGCUGCUGCUCUCAAACAACAACAACAACAACAGCAGCAUCAACAGCAGCAGCAUCACCAGCAGCAGCAGAUGCAGAUGAUGGAGCAACAGAAGCAGUACAUGCUGGGUCAGCGCCAACUGCUGGCUGAACAGGAGAAACAGCGACAGCAGCAGGACCAACAGCUCCAGAGACACCUCACCAGGCCACCGCCCCAGUACCAGGACCAGGCCGGGCAGACCACCGGGCAGAACCCCUUCCAGCAGCAGGUCAACCCCUUCACAGCUUCCUCUCAGCCAAUGGGAGGCGUUGGCGCCAUGGGAGGCCCCGCCCCCGGGACCCAGCGCAUGUUCCCUCAGAACCAGGGCAUGAUGGGGAUGGGCCUGGGGGGCCAGGGGGGCGGGCCCGGGGCAGGCGUGGCCCCGCCCCCCGGCGCCCCCCCGGCCGACCUCAGCCUGCCGUCGUGUGGGGGCGGGGCCCUGGACGUGCAGCAGGUGCUGUACAACAGUAUGAACAUGCACCCCUCGCAGCAGGGCAGCAUUCAGAGACAGCCGCUGGGGCCCAUGAGCGCCGCCUACAGGCAGAGCCUGCUGGCGCAGCAGCAGCUGCACCUGAAGAGCCAGCCCCCCGCCGCCCUCCUCAAGCAGCAGCAGCAGCUGGCCUCCCCCCGGCUCCCCGGGGCCAUGGCGGCCGGCCUGGGGGGCCCGAUGGCCGGCGGCCCGAUGGCCGGCGGCCUGCAAAGCGUCCAGAGCCAGGGCUGGCAGCAGCAGCAGCAGCAGGCGGCCUCCAGUAACGGGGGCUUGGCGCCGGCCUUCUCCGGCCCCCCCAUCCCCUUCCAGAUGCAGCAGCCCCGCGGGGCCAAGAUGCCGUCGGGCGCGGCGCCCUUCGGGGCCCCCCCGGGUGGCCGGCCCCUGGGGCAGCAGAUGAUGCAGGCCAACAUGGCCGGCCAGCAGCCUCAGCAGCAGGCCGUCCAGGGCCAGCCCAUGCUGCCCGACCUGGGGGGCUUCGGACAGCCCCAGGGCGGCGGGCGCCAGGCGCUGCAGUGUAACCAGGGUUACCAGGUCACCCGGACGCUGAACCAGCAGCAGCAGCAGCUGUCGUUCGGCUACGGCCCGGCGGCGACCAGCGGCGGCCUGCCCAGCUUCCCGGGGGAGAGCGACCUGGUGGACUCCCUGCUGAAGGGCCAGAGCACCCAGGAGUGGAUGGACGACCUGGACGAGCUCCUCAACAGCCAGCACUGCUCGGACCCCCUCCCCUGAGCCCCCCUCUGGCCUUCGGGAGCGCAGACACUCGCGUGGUGGGGCGAGGGGGGGACUCUGGGAGGAGGCGACCCCCUUCCCGAGGAGGAGGAGGGUGACCGUCCCUCCUCCUUGUUGGAUUGUGAAUGGCUUUCAGGUUGGCCACAAGCAGCUGAAUCUCAACACUGUACAGAGGACGGGGGCUCGCGGCACGUGUCUGUCUUUUGAUUGCCGAGUGAUUGCUGCUGCCAAGUAAACCUGCUGAAGCAGCUCCUGGAGAAGGUUCUUAUCCGGUGUCAACGCCUCGAUUCUUGGAAGUAACGGGAGCAGCAAUCUUGAUUCCAACCUUUUCUUUUUCGAAAAACCAUAAGUUCGAGUUGUUUCCCCUGUGGCAUAAGAAUUAUAGUGCAUUUUCGAAAGAAAAUAUCUAGGUUCUUUGUGGGCUUGUUGGCAUACAACAUGCUAAUUGGGAUGUUAAAGCAUAGUCAUAUAGCCUAACUGUACCAUGGGUCCACGAGCCCAUUUUUUGCUAGAACACAUUUCAAUGUUUUGACUAUCUAAGAUUUCUGCUAACUUGCGAAAUCCUCGAAAGUUCCCAAAAUUGGAAAGUUUAACCUGAAACCACACUAAUCCACACUUACCAUGAUGACUAUCAUCCAAUAACAUCGCAGGGACUCGAGGGGGUUGGGAAGUGCCUUGGUGGUGCAGUAAAUGUCUCGUGACGUCAGUUUCUAUCGACUGUUUCGAAGAGACACUGCAGUCCCAGUGUAAUUAAUUGGCUCAAAUGAAUACCAAGAAUUGCCAGUUAUCUUUCAAAAAGGGGGGAUAAGAGCGAAGAUUGAACCAAUCUGCAAUGGGCACUAUUGAUUUCUUGUUGUUGCCAAUCAUGUUGUUGCCUUUUGUGAGUAGUUUCUGUAAGAAGGGCUAGGUCAGAGCUGCAUAACGGGGAAUAUAAAAAUAAAUGGCAGGGGAUAAGUAUCUGGCUCAAGGCCAGCCCAGAGUUUAGGAUGUUUAGGAGUGAGGAUACACCAUCCAUGGCUUGCUUACAACCAACUAACUGUUCAACAAUACACAACCUUUAACCAAACUGCUCCCACACGUAGACAGCACUGUGUGGCUGUUUUCUCAGAUGUAAAUAUAUCCAGUAUUAUCUGGGUUGAUGCCGCACCGGCUCUCCUGACAGGAACACGACACAAUGGGGUCAUUGUUCUGCUGCCUGAGCCACGCUGCCUCUGCGUCCAAUCACUGCCCCCCCUGAGAUGAUGCUUACCGUGAUGUCAUUCCACUGCCAAUUCUCUCACGGUUAGAAAAGUGCUAACACUAAGUUGAUCACAGAAAUAAGGAUGUCAUCAGCCCCACUCCCUGCUCCACCAGUCUCAUCCAUAUUGCUCCAACUUGGGAAAUUUCAUUUGAACGGAAGUGUCCUGAUGAAUCAUCUUUCCUGUUGCGGCUUCAAGGGAAUCAUUUUGCACCAACAACUUGUGAUGCAAUUAGGCUGUAUGUAUUCUGCAAUUCAUCAGAUACAAGGUGACUUUCGGAAUACAUUCCUAAAUGGAUAUGUAUAUCCCAUUAAUUUACUGUGAUCCCAGGAAAUUGAUGGCUAGAUAGAAUUAGGCUGCAGUAUGUGAGACAUCACUGUCUGUGUAUGGAAUAUAAAGAGAAGUUUGGUCCCAUCUUAUUUUUAAAGAUGUGAUUAAAAAGUUACCUUUCACUGUCUAAACUGACCUUGGCUUCGGUAUUCCGAACCAGCUAAGUGGUUCCUGAUUGGUGGGUUGCCCAGCUGCAGUUGCUCACAGGGACAAAGUUUGAAAAGACCCACGGAAUAAAGAAAAAAGGGGUCUAAAAAAAAGGUUACUGUACUGUCUGUGAUGGAGUUUCAUACGAUAAGAAACAUAUGCAUUGUAUUGAUUUUCACUUAACUAUUGUGUAGUAUAUUUUAAUAAUUAGUUAAUUAACAUCUGGGGCUGGUAGUGUUCAUUCUUCCAAACCGAUAGCUCCAAUGCGGCGGCCCAGGAGGGCUCGGGUCCGGAGCUGUGGUGAAUCUGGUUCUGUAUAAAUGUCUAAGUCUAUUUUUUUGUAUGUUGCCUUUCCUAAUGUUCUGGAGAAGAUAGAGGUUAUUUUUAUAUAUUGUGGCCGAGUUUUGUAAGUAUUUUAUACUUUUUAUAUGGUUCUCUGUAAGACAAGAGUAUUAUGUAAAUAUAGUUUAUAGAAAUUGA